AUGGAGAAGCUAUUCUAUGAUACUUUUGUUGAGGAGCAAUACCGGGUUUGGUUCGCGACACACCAUCUUGAUGGCGAGGCUUACAAGUGGUGGCUUGAUAUUCGUAAAGACCCUUGUGUGGAUUUGUCAUCGAUCACUUGGAAAAGGUUCAAGGAAUUAUUGUUGACAACCUAUUUUCCGCAAAGUGUAAAGAGGCAGAUGGAAAGGGAUCUGAGAAAUCUGAGGCAGGGGGAUAGGACAGUAGUUGAGUAUGAGCGAGAGUUUUCUCGACUGUUACAUUGUGUUCCUUUUGUGGUCCGAGACGAUGAGGACAAAGCCCGAAUUUUCGAGGUGGGUUUGCGGCCUGCGAUUUUCAGGUUAGUCCAGGCGUCAAACCUUUCUACUUAUAGGGAGGUGGUGAAUCGGGCAUUGAUUGUGGAGAAAAGGGCAGAAAUUAUGAAGGAAAGAGAAGUUGUGGAUCGAAGCAAAGGAAAGAGACCAGUGGCUGAGAGUAGCGGUCAGCAAUCCUUCAAGAGACCGCCGAAGUAUUCAAGAGGCCAGUCGGGCUAG
Molecule: messenger RNA, 549 nt
Organism: Ananas comosus (pineapple)
Lineage: Eukaryota; Viridiplantae; Streptophyta; Magnoliopsida; Poales; Bromeliaceae
Exons: 1
Coding region: 1-549 (182 amino acids)
Source: RefSeq, a predicted model, not a curated record